Molecule: messenger RNA, 1017 nt
Organism: Histoplasma mississippiense
Lineage: Eukaryota; Fungi; Ascomycota; Eurotiomycetes; Onygenales; Ajellomycetaceae
Exons: 4
Coding region: 1-1017 (338 amino acids)
Biological process (GO): protein phosphorylation; mitotic DNA damage checkpoint signaling
Cellular component (GO): nucleus
Molecular function (GO): ATP binding; protein serine/threonine kinase activity
Source: RefSeq, a predicted model, not a curated record
AUGACUAGAGUUAUGUUAUUUGCACGCUCUUGUUGUAUUCGAGGUGUGAGAAUGGCUUCGACAUUGAUCGGCCGCUCUGGUCGAGAGUAUCUUCGAGACAAGAUCCUCAAGCACAACCCAAAAAGUCCGGAUCUCAGUGUCUAUCUUGCGCGGUGCGGAAACCAAUACUUUGUGCUAAAACACGUAUCCCCUUCGAUCUUCGAACAAUCGCUGGAACUUAAGCAAGAGUUCCCAGAAACGCGUCGUCUUCGAGUGCAUGAUGAUGAUAAUGAAGUCGAACAAAUCCUUAUCUACAACCACUUUAGCGAUAAUUUGCUUUCUCUUGUGAAGAACAACCCAAACAUGUCGAUUGCGCCUCGGAAACGGAUAUUGUGGGAACUUGGGCAGGCGUUAAAGGAGUUUCAUGCCAAGAACUGGAUACAUAUUGACGUCAAGCCUGAUAAUGUUAUGGUUGAUUACCGUUACGAUCAGGCCGGUCAGCUCGCACCGGAAAGGGUUGUGCUAGGUGACCUAGACUGCUCCUUGAAGCUAAAAGGCGACAAACUUCUUCGGCUCCCAGACGGAGUCAAAAUAGGAAAUGUCAUGUGGCGCAGCCCCGAAGCGCAAACGGGGCAAGGGAUUGGCAAACCGUCGGAUGUAUUCUCUUAUGGGCUCGUGUGCCUGUACACCAUCACCGGUGUGGAAACCCUGCACCCGGAUUUCGAGCAGUUAAAGAGAGACAUGAUCGAACCUGAACUGGAGAUUAUGGGUCGAUUAAUAUCUUUUUUUGGGCCGGUCCCAGACGAACUUGUGACUCAUGUCAAUAAUGAGAACUGGGGUCAAAUCAUGAUGGCUAUAUCAGAAGGGACAUUCGAUGGAGGCCCAGUCGGGCCUGGGCGUUUCGAGAAGUGGGAGGAGAAGGAUUACCCCAAUCUUGACUCCGAGACAAAAAGAUUUCUCUGGAGAAUGACAAACCUCAGUCCAUUGAAGCGAGCUGCUAUGGAAGAACUUAUGGAAGAUCCCUGGUGGAACAUGUAA